GCCCCAGUGGUGACGGUGAGCAGCAGGACGGAGGCCGACGAUGGGACGGAAAAUCACGUCUGCCGCGUGGAUGGCUUCUACCCCAAGGAGAUCGAUGCCUCCUGGAGGAGGGACGGGGAGGUCUGGCUGCAGGACAACUUCCAUGGGUCUGUGGCCCCCAAUGCAGAUGGGACCUACCACUACUGGCUCAGCAUCCGGAUUGAUCCCCAAGAGAGGGACCGCUAUCGGUGCCACGUGGAGCACGAUGGCCUGCAGGAGCCUGUGGCCAUGAAGGAAAGGCCUUCCCAGGGUCCCCCCCGCCAACCCUGGGGUGUGUGUGAGGCAAGAGGAUUCCCACAUCCUGGGCUGCCUUCCUGGCAGUUAAAAGCUCCAAACGCAAAGGCGGAAACAGUUUCUGUCCUGCCACUCCCUGGCCAGGUAACAGUGGGGAUCCACUCCUUUCUUCUCCUCCAGGGGACAGACCAAUCUUACAAGAGAGGAACAAAAUGAAACUCUGUACUUAAAAGAAAAAAAGAUAGGUGAUAUGAACCCUUUUACUUUAAAUGAUUAAAUGCAAAUAUUCAAGCUUAAGAAAAAAGAUAGCUGCCCAAUUCCACCCAGAGUCAUGACAAAUU
This is a messenger RNA of Python bivittatus (Burmese python), 614 nucleotides long. The record is from RefSeq and is a predicted model, not a curated record. NCBI's taxonomy places the organism in Eukaryota, Metazoa, Chordata, Lepidosauria, Squamata, Pythonidae.